This is a messenger RNA of Vigna angularis (adzuki bean), 957 nucleotides long. Its product is annotated as protein LURP-one-related 6. The transcript is spliced from 3 exons. Lineage: Eukaryota; Viridiplantae; Streptophyta; Magnoliopsida; Fabales; Fabaceae. The coding region runs from base 56 to 664 and encodes 202 amino acids. The record is from RefSeq and is a predicted model, not a curated record.
GAAUUUUACGGUAUUUACAUACAAAGACACACAGAAAACAACAAGGGUUUGGAAGAUGAUGCCUGUUAUUAGCAAAAUGUACUGUUCAUCUUCUCAGAAGGUGCUUGGGGUCAGAAGAAGGCCACAUGUGGUGAAUGGAGGGGGAUUUGUAGUCACGGAUUGUAGUGCCCAAAGGGUUGUUUUCAAGGUUGAUGGCUGUGGAAUUCAUGGCACAAAGGAACAGUUGAUUCUAAGAGAUGGUGAAGGAGAUGCUUUACUUCUCAUGCGUCGAAAGGGAGGCAUGGUUGAGGCCCUUAGCAUUUACAAGAAGUGGAAAGGAUAUAGCAUGAACUAUGAAGGAUCACAGACCCUGGUUUUCAGCUUGAAAGAACCGAAUUCUUGUUUUGUCAGGAACAAUGGGAUUAGAAUCUCCAUUGAGCCUAGAGGUUCAAGUAACAAAGGCUGGGACUUUGAGAUCAGGGGUUACUUCCCUGAUAGGAAUUGUAGCAUUGUUGACAUUAGGGGCAACGUUAUUGCCCAGGUUGGGGUGAAUAAAGAAGUGGAGAAAUUGAUGGAAACCAAGGAUCUGUACAAUGUGGUCGUGAAACCUGGGAUGGAUCAAGCCUUUGUUUUUGGAGUCAUCGCAGUUCUUGACUACAUUUAUGGAGAAUCCACCUACUGCUAAGUCUGAAAUUCUGCAGAAGAUGCUAUGCUUGCUGAAUUAUUAUUAUUAUUAUUAUUGUUAUUAUUAUUGUUAUUAUUAUUGCAGAAAACCAAUCAUGGUUUUAUUUUCUUAUCAUAAAUAUGCAUAUAUGAAAGCAGAAAUCAGCAGCCAUUACCAACUACUAUUGGAAAAUACCUUGUAUAUUGUGGAAAGGAAAUUGGAUACUUUAAGGUAGUGAUUAUUUUGUUUCCUUAAUUGGCGUACUUGUUUGACAAUGAUGGAUAUGUUAAAGUUAAUUAUUUAGUAAUUGUUCC